This is a messenger RNA of Nezara viridula (southern green stink bug), 471 nucleotides long. The record is from the annotation of a GenBank genome assembly. NCBI's taxonomy places the organism in Eukaryota, Metazoa, Arthropoda, Insecta, Hemiptera, Pentatomidae.
GCUCGGCCAGUAAGGUUUGGUCUUUCCUUAAGCCUGGAAAACAAGGAGAACAGCAGGCCCGGAGAUGAGAGUGAAGGCAGCGACAGUUCCGGCGACGGUCCUGUCUUGUACAGGGAUGACGAUGCUGAAAAUCGGUUGGCAGCAAAAAUCGCGCGAAAAGAUAGCUUAGCACUGAAACUUGCCCUAAGACCAGACAGGCAAGAGCUCAUUGAUAGAAACAUUCUUCAAGUUCAAAGUGAGAAAGAAAGGCAAGAAAGUAAAGAAGCAGUAGGCGCUCGGCUAAUCAGGAGGUUGAGUAUGCGGCCCACGCAAGAAGAAUUGGAAGAGAGGAAUAUUUUAAAAACUGCUGAAGAAAAGAAGCUCAAAGAAGAAAAGAAGCGUAUGCUGCUGCGAAAACUCAGUUUUAGGCCAACUGUUGAAGAACUGAAGGAAAAGAAGGUAAUCUUUUGUUUUGAACUUAAAUUUAUUUAA